AUGGCCCCACUUACGAGGUCUGCUAGGACUGCUAGCUCUCGUUUUCAGGUUGAGCAGCCACCGGCUCCGGAAAUCAUCAAUCUCGAUGACGAUGAUGAGUCAAUGAAUCAGAACGAACCUCUUAACAAUAUAGAGGAGGUGAAUGAGCAAGUGAACGGGGAAGUGAAUGAGGAGGAGGAUGAGAGGAUGGACGAGGAUACAGACAACGUCAAUGGUAACGAGCUUUCGGAAACUGGAUCUGUCUUCCCCAUGGAAUCUAGUCUGAAGUCAGUGAUGGAAAGGAGCAUGAUUGGUAGAAAACCAGAUUCUCCCCAGCUUUUCACAGCUGCCGGUGCACAGGAAGCCUUCUUGCCCCUUCGCCGUACUGCCGACCGCGUCACUCGCCAAAUUGAGGCUUUCGCAGACAAGCUCGAUCAGUUUAAGCGCAAGAAUAGCACCGACGAGUUCCAGAAUAUACAGGCAGCAUACAAGCUAGUGGAGAGCUACAGGGAUUUGGCGAAUAACGCUAUCAAGGAUAUCACCAAACAGAAUACUAUCAAGCGUGCUAAGUCGGGUUUCCGGACGAGUCUAGCGCAAGAUGAUGAUGCGAAAUACAAGGAGGAGCUGAAGCGUUUCCAGCUAGAGGCCGACACAUGGCGCCUACUUUCGAAUCUUAUCAGCAUUGACGGCUCAACAAAUCUCGCCAGCUUCAAGGAAGGACGACAGACUGCUUUCCAGAUCCUUCAUCGAUACUCUUCGGAUCGGGAGAUUUGGGAACAAUUCCUAGGUGCCGACCAGUACGCCCUCGAGUGUGUGCUUUCACUGAGAUGGUUGGAGGAAACCUACAAAACCAGCGACAGCAACGCGGAACUUGAUGCGUUGAUUGCAGACAUGGAGGCCAAGGCGGACAGAGGUCAGGGCCUGUGGGCACACGGAUGGCUUUUCACAAAGGAGACUAUCAAGGCGCACAAGCGACUUCGUGUUUGGCCACACCCGUUGGAGCCGACUGACGACGCCGCCACUCGUACUCUCUUGCGCGAUGGUGAUGAAAAGCCAUUGAUUACACAGCUGGAUCCUGAUGCCCCUGUCCGGCAAAAGCACACUCUGCAGCCGCAAGAUGGAUCCCACGAACGCGCCACUUGGAUGACCUGCUGGAAGAUGCUCAGACAGGGCGAGCGCUGGACAAAGAUCCGCGAAUGGGCCGAGAGUAGUCUUGAGAACUGGAGAGCCGUGAGCAUGUGCGGUUCCAGCGUGGAUCCACACACCAGCAAUACGCGGACACCAGUUGAUGACGGGCUCACCCGUAUGAUGAGCAGCCGGGCUCAUGAUUCUUGGCGCUCGGCUUGCUACGCUCUCUCGCAAAACCCCAGCACCGACGACUAUGAGCAAGCCGUAUAUGCCCUACUUUGCGGUGACACAGAUGCUGCGCUGAAGGUAUGUACUAGUUCUGAUGACUACCUCUACGUGUACCUCAAUCGGGUGGUUCUCGCGCGCUAUGAGGACUUCUGUAAGCAGUUCCACCGGAAGCUCGAGCAAUCCCCCAAUACUGCAGUUGCAUUCAAGCCGGAACCAGCUGGACACGCAGAACUUCAAAAGUUCUUUGAGUACAUGCGCGGCGAUGAGCGGGUCGGUGUCGAAGCGCGCACUCCCUUCCGUCAACUUCAGGCUACGAUCUUGAGCAAGAGCUACGAUUCUUACUUUUGUCAACUCGCGCAGGCGGUUUCCCAGGUCAACAUGGACAGUUCUGGGCAGUCAAUAAUCCCAGAGAUGGAGUUGACACUAGUCAACGAUUCAUACUUGGCGGCUGCGAAUGACAAUGAGAUCAUGAAGAUGGCAACUCAUGCCUAUCUUAUCGUGCAAUCUAUUGGCUACGCGCGGACAGACACCGACUUUUUUGAGACCGCUUCAGUUAUUGUUGCCGGGUAUAUUGCCAAUCUCAAAAAGAGUAAACUCUUUGACCUCAUUCCUCUCUACGCAUCGCUUCUACCUACAGACAUGGGCCAUCGUGUCUUUUCGAAGAUUCUUAUAGAUAUUACCGACCCGCAAGAGAGAAAGCAGCAGAUUCGACUCAUGCAAAAGCACAGCAUCGACAUCAGUGCCGUCCUCGAUACUCAAUGGUCAUGGCUCAGCACCACUGUUUCAUCAAUCGAGCACUCGAGAGUGUUGAGCGGAUACUCCAGGGUGGUGGGACGACCGGACGGGUCUCGAGUUCUGUUGCCUCCAAAGAAGGGGUUGAUCGGAGAAGGAAUUUCGGACGAGGAUGACAAGUUGAUCCGCAGCCUAGAAUGGCUACGGUGUGCGGGCGGCCAAUGGCCUAAAAUCUGCCAGCUUGGAGGGUGGUUGUAUCGCAAGUUCUUUGUCUCUGGUAACCUUGCUGCUGCUGUGGAGCUGAGCCACCGGAUGCUCCUGUCAGAUCUUUCACAUGAGUCCUUUGGGGUUGACCUCUUCAACUCCGCACCCUCUACACCAUUUGAUGAGCUUCCAUCUAGCCCGAACAAGUCAAAGAGAAGCAGCCACAGGCGCAGCCAUUCUGGCAGCAAUACAGUCUUCAUCACUGACCACGGCAGUGCCUUCGACCUGGCUUUGUCCAUGUUCAAUCUCGAAACUCUAGCCCUCUGCUUCAAUGCCCUGAACAGUUUUGCCGGGGUUUACGACCUGGUCUCAAAAACCCAACGCCGUCGCGACUCGGUAGCUGUGCAGGAUCACCUUCUAGAAUUGCAGCAAUACCUAGAAGCGAUCGAGGCCUGUAUUGCAGUAAUGGUGGAUGAAUGGCUGCUGCCCUCCGAGAACGAGGAAGAAGAGAGGGACUACGAACACAUUCGUCGGACGUACGUGCCCGAUAUCCUCCUUGAUUACCACAAUGUCUUGUACUAUUCCAGUCACACUUUUGAGCAGCCUAACCUGCUCUCUCUGUGUAUGACAGUAGCGAUCUGGGCCGCAAGCACGCCGCAAGUGACCAAAGCAUUUGUGGAUUCACAGCGUAUGGCUGAGCUUAUGGAUGUGCUAGCCUUGUCCAGUAAGGCUAUGGUUCUCACAGACCCAAAGCAAGACCGUGUUAGCGAGGAUGGGCAGACAUUGGCACUUUGGCGAGUCAGUACGGCGGAGAAUGACGAUGGUAAGCUCGUUGAGCAUGAGUGA
Molecule: messenger RNA, 3117 nt
Organism: Penicillium taxi
Lineage: Eukaryota; Fungi; Ascomycota; Eurotiomycetes; Eurotiales; Aspergillaceae
Product: nucleoporin Nup84/Nup107 family protein
Exons: 5
Coding region: 1-3117 (1038 amino acids)
Biological process (GO): protein import into nucleus; regulation of DNA-templated transcription; post-transcriptional tethering of RNA polymerase II gene DNA at nuclear periphery
Cellular component (GO): nuclear pore outer ring; nuclear pore
Molecular function (GO): structural constituent of nuclear pore
Source: RefSeq, a predicted model, not a curated record